Molecule: messenger RNA, 4098 nt
Organism: Camelina sativa (false flax)
Lineage: Eukaryota; Viridiplantae; Streptophyta; Magnoliopsida; Brassicales; Brassicaceae
Source: RefSeq, a predicted model, not a curated record
UAGUAACGGAGGUUGUUGAGUUAAAAAACCCUUGGGCUCUCGAAUUCGCCGCGCCUCUUCUGAGAGUUCGUCAGAGACACACUCUUCCCCAAUUUGAAAUUAUUUUUCCAGCUGAUUGCCGAGUAAAUCAAGGUAGUUAUGGAGACUGUUUCAGAGAUUGGAAACUCAAAUGACUGUGUGAAUAAUCCUGAGAGUGAUAAGCAUAAGGAGAGAUCGGGAAAAAAGAAGAGGAAAUCAAGGAAACAUGAAAGUGAGUUGAAGAAUGAUGAUUCUCAUAUCAGUAGCCAGAAUGGUUACGCAGAUGGGGCUUUUUCAUCUGAAGAGCAAAAAGAGGGGGAAACAGAGAAAUCCACCAGUGAAAAUCAAGUCCAGUUAUCUGAGAAUCGUGUAUCUACACUACCUGCAGCUACACUACAUCAUGCAGAUCCAAUUAUGUCAACAGGAGAAGAUUCACUACCAGAUGCUAAUAAGAAUGGUUCCAGUAGAAAAAAAUCAAAAAGGAGAGAGAAGAAAAAGAAAGAGGAGGCUUCCUGUGAAGAGAAAAUGUUGGAUGAUGUAGAAAAAAUCACCAACGAAGACCAAGUGCAGCCACCCAACACUCUGUCAAAUGGUAUAAUACAAGAAGGGUCACACGAACAAACUCAAGUUUCAUGUGAAAAACCUGGAGCAGCACAACUUUGUACCGGCCCUAAUUUUUCAGUGCAAGAAGAUUCACAGCCAGAUGGUACUAGUUUGACUUGUUCCCAGAAAAGAAAGAGAGAAAAAAAGAGGGAUAGAAACGCACUGAAGGAAAGUGAUGUUGAUAUUCAUAGUACCAAUGCAGGGGUUGCUGUAAAGUACAAUACUAUUACUGAAGCUGAAGGAUCAAAAUCGAUGAGUAAAGAGGAAAACUCUGUUCCUAGUGUUGUGAUAAAUAGUUGUCUGCAAUCCAAGGAUGAGACUGUGGAACAACAAGAGUGCACAGAUGUUAAACUCAGUGAGGCUGUGGCCCAAACUCAAAGUCCAAAAGCCAAGAAAAGGAAGAAGAGAAAGAAUAAAACAGCGGAGGUCUCUGAUCCAUUAGGAAAUAUUCUGCCAACCUCCACCAAAAGCGGGUCAGUAGAGUGUGUGGAAAAUAAUGAUGGGAAUAAAGAAACUGAUGGGAAUACCGAAGUUAAAGAAUAUGUUCUUGAACUUAAAUGUGAUACUACUUCUGAAGCUGACGGAUCAAAACCGAUGAAUAUAGAGGAAAAAUCUAUUGCUAGUGUUGUCAUAAGUAGUUGUCCGAAAUCCAAGGAUGAUACAGUGGAACAACAAGAGUGCACAGAUGUCAAACUCAGUGAAACUGUGGCCCAAACUCAGAGUCCUAAAGCCAAGAAAAAGAAGAAGAGAAAGACCAAAACAGUGGAGGCGUGUGAUCCAUUAGCCUCCACGAAAAGCGGGUCAGCAGAGUGUGUGGAAAUUAAUGAUGGGAGCAAGGAAACAGAGGGAAAUACUGAAGUUAAAGAAGACGUUCUUGAAGUUAAAUACGAUACUAUUUCUGAAGUUGAAGAAUCAAAAUCGAUGAGUAAAGAGGAAAUAUCUGUUGCUAGUGUUGUGAUAAGUAGUUGUCCAAAAUCCAAGGAUGAUGCAGUGGAACUACAAGAAUGUACAGAUGUCAAUGAAACUGUGGCUCAGAAUCCUAAAGCCAAGAGAAGGAAGAAGAGAAAGACCGAAACAGUGGAGGUCUGCGACCCGUUAGGAAAUACUUUGCCAACCUCCACGAAAAGCGGGUCAGCAGAGUGUGUGGAAAAUAGUGAUGGGAGCAAGGAAACAGAUGGAAAUACUGAAGUUAAAGAAGACGUUCUUGAAGCUAAGUACGAUAAUUCUGAAGCUGAAGAAUCAAAAUCGAUGAGUAAAGAGGAAAUAUCUGUUGCUAGUGUUAUGAUAAGUAGUUGUCCAAAAUCCAAGGAUGAUACAGUGGAACAACAAGAAUGCACAGAUGUCAAUGAAACUGUGGCUCAGAAUCCUAAAGCCAAGAGAAGGAAGAAGAGAAAGACCGAAACAGUGGAGGUCUGCGACCCGUUAGGAAAUACUUUAUCAACCUCCAUGAAAAGCGGGCCAGUAGAGUUUGUGGAAAAUAAUGAUGGAAAUGGUGGGCGAGAGUUAGUUAGUUAUCCAGCAAGUCAGAGAGAAAAUUCUGUAACUGGGGAGGGAAGUGGUUUACAGAAUCUCGGAAAAACUGAAGAGAAGGAAACAGAUGAAAAAACUAGAGUUAAAGAGGACGUUGUUGGAGCAGGUGUAUGUGAUGUAAGGAGCAAAAAACAGAAGGGGAAGAAGAAUAAAACGUCAUAUGCAGGUAUUGAAGUCUAUGAGCCAUCAGUAUCUGUUGGGUGUUUGUUGGAUCAUUCAGACGAAAAAGACAUGCAAAAUUGUGAUGGAAAUGCCGGACAACAGUUUGGGGGAGAGGAUAUGACAAGUAAAACUGAAAAGUCUGUAAUGAGAGAGAAAAGUGGAGUUCAGAAAUCUGGAAAACGUAAAGAAAGGACAAAAGAUGAAAAUAUUGUAUCUAAUCAGGAUACAAUUGGAGCAGAAGGUGAUAGUGACGUUGCACGCAAAAGACAGAAAAGGAAGACAAAAAAGAAAACAAAUUGCGAAUCAGUAGCCAUCAUGGAUAGCGACUGUUUGUUGUAUCAAUCAAAUAGAGAAGGUGUGGAAAAUUGCGAUGGGAAUGCUGAUGGGGAGAUUGCCAGUAAGGAUUUGGCUAGUAACAUUGAAGAUUCUGCAACUAAGAAGGAAAGUGUUCAGGAUGUUGAAAAUACCAAAAAAAAGAAAAAAAAUAAAAAGGAAGAAGUUGAUCAGAAUGCCUUGGGAGCAGAAGGUGUUAGUAAGGUUGAGGGCACAACAAAGAAACGCAAGAGGAAGAAAAACCUGUCAGAUCAUAAAACAGACAAUAUGGAGGACGACAGUAAAAAGAUAAAUGAUGAAAAUGGAGAAGUUGAUCAGAAUGCUUUGGGAGCAGAAGGUGUUAGCAAGGUUGAGGUCAAAACAAAGAAGAGCAAGAAUAAGAAAAAUGAUUUAGAUCAUAAAACUGAUGAUAUGGAGGAGAAGGAUGCUGUUUCCGUGCCUAAAGAUGAAGAACCAGAAUUUGAUGGGGAAAAGCUUGAAAUGUCUUUAUCAAGUUCUGUUGUAAUACAGAAUAAUAUGGUUCAAGGAGUUGCUUCAUCAGAAAUUGGAAGUGUACCUAAAUGUUCAUGUGAUGGUCGUACUAGAAAGUUGCUUGUAUUUGAUUUGAAUGGAAUACUGGCGGAUAUCGUUCAGGGCUUUACAGGUCAAUUAAUUCCAGAUGGUAAAGUAUCAUAUAGAUCAGUCUUCAGGAGGCCUUUUGUUUCCAGUUUUCUCGACUUUUGCUUUGAGAGAUUUAAUGUUGCGAUAUGGUCCUCCAGGCGCAUUGGGUUGGAUUAUAUGGUCAGCAUUGUAAUGAGAAACUAUGCGAGGAAUCUGUUGUUCUGUUUUGAUCAGAAUAAAUGCACUACAACGAAGUUUAAAACUCAGGAGAAGAACGAUAAGCCUCUGUUCCUCAAGGAUCUACGAACAGUAUGGGAACGUGUUGGGACAUGCAUCAGUUGUGGAAACCGAAAGUAUGAUGAGACAAACACUUUGCUAGUUGACGAUUCACCCGACAAGGCUUUGUGUAAUCCUCCAUACACUGGAAUCUUCCCUUCCCCGUACCAGUACACAGACCAUCAAGAUUCUGCAUUGGGACCUGAGGGUGAACUAAGGAAGUAUCUUGAAAGAUUAGCGGAUGCGGAGAACGUUCAGAAGUUUGUCGCAGAGAAUCCAUUUGGUCAGACUGCCAUAACUGAGACGCACGAGUCAUGGGAGUUUUACUCUAAGGUCGUCGAGGCACAUAAGUAAUCCCUCCACCGAGGACUUGACCAUGUAAUUGCCGCUCACAACAACUAAGUGUUCAUGGACAGAUUAAGUUACUUCCGGUGGAGAAACUCUACUCCCUGAAACUUCAAUUUAGCUCACUUCACUUCACAUUUUUGUUUAUCUUUGUAAUUUCUUGUGUUUCAAAGACCAGCCUCAUUAUAUACAUUAUCUGUUUAUGAUAAUAAUCUAGAUUCAAAUUGGUAA